GUGUUGACAAGCAUUUGUGACCAUCUAAAACCGGUGAUCUAUCCGGAUGGUAGUUAUGUCUAUCGAAUAGGAGAUCCACUUGAUCGCAUGCUUUUGAUCACAGAUGGUUUAAUAUGGACAUAUAACACCACCAGUUUAAAAAGGAGUGCCAGUGAUGGUAAUACUACUCAAGAUGAAAGCCAGGGAACAAAUUCAACUUCCCAAGGGAAAGGAUCAUUUUACGGCGAAGAACUUCUGAGUUGGGCUUCUGAUAAAUCUCUGGACAAUCUUCCUAUGUCUACAAAAAAUGUCAAAGCUCACGGAAAAGUAGAAGGAUUUAUUCUUAUGACCAAGGACUUGAAACCUGUGGUCGAAAAAUACAAAUUCGAAUGGCUUUCCCCUGAUUCUCAGGUACGAAAGGUGGCGGCAGGUCAAACCAUUCAAAAAGCAUUCAGACAAUUUAAGCAGCAGCCUAAGAAAGAUCAACCUGAUAAAGCCCAGCAAACAGAGACUUCAAAAGACCCUGAUGAAUCAGCAGCAUCACCGGCCAUGGAACUGGUUUAA
Molecule: messenger RNA, 543 nt
Organism: Argentina anserina (silverweed cinquefoil)
Lineage: Eukaryota; Viridiplantae; Streptophyta; Magnoliopsida; Rosales; Rosaceae
Product: cyclic nucleotide-gated ion channel 1-like
Exons: 1
Coding region: 88-543 (151 amino acids)
Source: RefSeq, a predicted model, not a curated record